Messenger RNA from Schistosoma margrebowiei, 941 nucleotides. Lineage: Eukaryota; Metazoa; Platyhelminthes; Trematoda; Strigeidida; Schistosomatidae. The record is from the annotation of a GenBank genome assembly.
ACGAAAUCUGCUCAACAGAUAAUGUGGCGCAAAAUUCAGCACUUUCGGAAAUGGGUAACUAUGUUAAUUUUCGGGCCAGUCCAGUAGACAAGGAGACAGAUAAACACCUAACGCCUAUAAAAAUACCUAAACACUCAAAAGUUCUAGACCUUGACCCACGUUCACCCAGUGAUGGGAUAGUAAGAACCCCGAUCCAAAUAGACAAAGAUGACCCAUGUUCACCAUCUUGUGUUAUUCGCACUCCGGUCAGAUUUUCUAACGAACUUAGUCCUGGGAUGCCUUACUUUAAUAACUAUGAAACUCCUGAUGGUGUUUUAACAGAAGACGAUUCAAUACAUCGAGGUAACAAGUCAUCCUCACUAUCGGAUACUGAGGUUGCACACAACACGAAAGCUAAGACUCACACAUGUGAUUCGAAUAAUAGAUUCAGACUGUCUUGGUUUGAAAAACGCAUAAAGCGUAAAUCUUUAUAUGAUUCGCCUGGUCUGUUUGUCAGAUUUCGACACAAGCAGAACUAUGAAAAGUGUAAGAAAAAGAAGCAACAGGUUUGUGAGGAAAACGUGAACAAUCCAACCGAUAUCUCACAACUGAGAUCAUGAAAAGUCAUGUAAAUUAAACAAAAGCCUGAUUUACUAUACUGUUAUUCAGAACCCUGUCUUUCUCGGGAUUUUUUUCCAGUUUUGUACAUAAAUAUGCAUUUUCUCUUACUCAUCACUUUUUGUGAAAAAAAUCCUCAUCGAUAUCCUUUAAUCUUAUUAUUGUUUAUAAACUAAACCAUUGUAAUACUUUAUUUCACUCCUCUUUUGUAAUUAUUAGAAUGGGGAUUUAUGAAGAUUAUAAUAAUUUUAACAGUUAACUAAUAAUUCACUGCCCCAUGGUUUAUCGUAAGCGUAAAAUUGAUCGUUUUCGAUUCGCGUUAUAUGCCCAUCCUGAUUUGAAAG